CGCAAUGACACCGAGAGCGGAAAAUUUCGAGUUCUUUUUUUCUGUCGGAGUCCUGUAGUCUCAGGGGAAACCCAUGCGCACUUCCUUUUUUUCAGACUAUAGACCUAUAAAUACGGGCACAUGUAUGGUUUACAGCUUAAAAAUUGCUGAACACGACAAUGAUCUGCAGCCUUUGCUGUAUCUAGUGAGGACUGACUCAUCUACAGCCCAAAACAAUAACAGAGCGGCUCGAAACGGGCAAAGCAAACACUACGCUCCAUUGGAUUUAGCUGUUUCCUUGAGCUGCGACAAACAUGACAGCCGCCGACCCCGAGAGUCUGGUGGAGCGCUCCCGUGGACGUUGCCUGGAUAAAUUUCUUCUCGCUUCUGUGGUGUUUCUGUUUCUGGCGGUAUUCGGAGCCGCAGCUGGCGCGGCCGUGUUUCUCCAGAACCUGAAGAGUAGUGAGGAAAGGAUCGCGGAUCUCCCCACUCCCAGUUCGAGACGAGCGCUACCCGGGGAGCCUUACUACAAGAAAAUUGCAUAUGUGCAUGCAGACACAGGCAAGAUCUCCAACCAGUCUAUGAAGUGGCGAUCCGUGAGAAGCGCUGGGGGAAACCCUGUGGGGACCCUCUUUACGUUCAACCAAAUCACAGGCGUAAUUUCGCCCACCGUGGAAGGGAUGUUCUACCUGUACGUCGAUUUGGUGCUGACCUGCACAGCCAACUGCAAGAGCGGCUCGGUGACUGUUACAUUCAUGAAUAAGAACGAUGUUGUGCUGGACUGCCGCAUCGACAUCCCGGACACCUUUGACACACAGGUGCAAAAGUGCUGGAACAUUACAACUCUGUCUUCACACAGCCAACUCCAUGCCAGUAUGAAAGUGGACACCGAGCAGUCAGACUGGAAGCUGGAUGAGAACCGAUCGGGCUUCGGGAUCUUCCUGAUCGAUCAGCUGAACCGAUAAAUGGAGCUGUCUUCGCCAACGCGGAGUGGUGGACUCGACAAGUAGCAGAGAAGGAGUAGCGCUGCAGAGCCUCAGCAGCCAGAGCUGCAGUUCCUGCUGCCUGCCAGAGGGAGCAGCAAAGGGACUCUUCCUUCUGAAAGCUGGACUGUUUCUGGGUGCAAACAGCUAUAACCCACAGGGGCUGAGGACUGGUUAUGUGCCAUAAAGGACAGGAAUCCUUCCAGCUGUACGAUAGACUGGCUCUGGACAAUAACAGGGACAAACAAAUCUCCAUCUCAGUUGUGGUUUUGUAAUGUUUUCAGAAAGCACUGUCAUUUUGCUACUAUUUAUUGAUAUUUAUAUAACUAUUUGUUUAUAUAAAAUGUAUUUAUUUUUAAUAUAUACACAUUUGUGCACAUAUUUAUGUGUAAGACAAAGCACUACUACCUAUUACUUGCAAACCGAGUACUCUAAUUUUGCCAUUAAAACCUCCACACUCUGUAUCAAGCCUACAUCCAGGUGGAUGCUGCACAUUGUUGGUGGUGGAGGGGAGUCCCCAUUACCUGAAAAGCCCUUUGAGUGGAGUGUCCAGAAAAGUGCUAUAUAAGUGUAAGCAAUUAUAAUUACUUUACAGAGCAUCAUUGUAAUAUGGGUCUCUUUUUGUGGUGAAACAUAUCUGGUCCUAAUCUCAGUAAAACAGGCCUCUUUGCACUUUAUUCAUUCUGUUUUACUGUUUUAUGUCCUAAUAUUUCAGAUCAGCUCUGGAGUGAACUGUAUCUAAAGGAUAGGGAGCCACGCAGUUAAAUUUUCAAAUGCAGCACAAGAUGGUUCAGUCUACAUCUGUAAAAGAAAAAGUGGGACAUCUUUUCAGGGUCUUACCAGGACGGGGUAGUGUGCGGACCAUUACUGUAUGUCGUUUUUGACCUCCACAUGACCUCUGAGCAUAAACCUGUUUCCAUGGCAAUUUUUGCAUUAAGAGAUGCUAGGCCCAAAUGAAGACCAUCACACCUACCCACGUACAGGAUUAUAUGCGGACACAUUCAUAACAAGAGAACAGAAUGGUUGAAUGCAACCUGAAUGAUUUUUCUUGUCAUUUCUUAAUUGCUGGUAGCCACAGGCGGUAAAACUAUUGACGAAUGUAUGAAAACUACAAUAAAACUGUCCGUUUUA
Molecule: messenger RNA, 2093 nt
Organism: Lepisosteus oculatus (spotted gar)
Lineage: Eukaryota; Metazoa; Chordata; Actinopteri; Semionotiformes; Lepisosteidae
Molecular function (GO): protein binding
Source: RefSeq, a predicted model, not a curated record